AUGCAAUGGCUGGAUCGGUCUCGAUGGACUACCGCUCCAUACUAUGCCUUUGUCGUUGUCGUGAUUGCAUGUGGAUGCAUGCCAAAAGGUUACGAUGAGGGAGGUUUUAGUGCAAGCAUGUCCUUGCCAUCUUUUGAAAAGGAUUAUGAUCUGCUCUCUGCGGAUUGGAAGGGUGAUGCUACGGCGUUGACCAACAGGAAGGCGAAUAUUUCCUCGUUCUUGACUUUGGGUGCGGCUUUUGGUGCCUUGAGCUCUCUAUACUUGAACGAUAAGCUAGGUCGGAUCUUGUCAUUCCGUCUGGCAAUUAUAGUCUGGGCAAUUGGUACUUUUAUCCAGGUCUUUUCCUCGGGCAUCUAUGGCCUGCUGCUGUUCUCCCGCAUUUUUGCUGGUUUGGGCGCUGGUCUCCUUACAGUUACAUCUCCCAUGUACCUGUCAGAAGUGGCUCCCAAGGCCACUCGUGGUCUCGCCGUGGGAUUGUCCAUGGUGACUUUACUCGCAAUCCUUGCAAUCGGCUUCUUCAUUAAUUAUGGCGCGAAUCUCCACAUGGCCGCCACCCGCACCCAAUACCGACUAGUUCAAGCCAUCCCUCUGAUCCCUGUCGGAAUCGUCUUCAUCCUCUCUUUCUGGUGCCCUGAAACACCCCGCUACCUCGCCUCAAAGCAGCGCCAUGAUGAAGCAAAACAAGUCCUCGCCCGCCUCCGCGGCACUACCCCAGACGACGAGCGGAUCCUCGCCGAGUUCGCGGAAAUCGACGCCGCAGCCAAGCAGCGCGCCAACCUAGCCUCAAUCUCCAACUGGCAAGCUCUGAAAGAAUCCCAAAUCAACCCAAAUUACCGUCAGCGCUUCUGGCUCCUCAUGGCCAUGCAGACUGUCGCCCAGUGGUCCGGCGGGAACGGUAUCACCUACUACAUCUCCACUAUCUUCCAGUACGCCGGUAUCACCGGCAGCAACGCGUCACUCAUUUCCUCCGGUGUCUACGGAAUUGUCAAGCUGGUCUUCACGAUGGCUUUUACCUGGGGUCUUAUCGAUCUUUUCGGUCGUCGUCGCUGCGCGCUUACUGGCCUCUCGCUGCAGCUCGCAGCCCAUAUCUAUAUGGGUGCUUAUAUGGGUCUCCAGCCCGGUUCUGGGGAUAACACCAAUGCUUCCAACGCUGCUAUCGCGUCUGUCUUCAUCUACGCCGUUGGCUGGUCCAUCGGCCUCUGCACAAUUCCCUACCUAUACGGCUCCGAGAUCUUCCCCACUCGCAUCCGGAAUGUCUGCUACGGUAUUUCCAUGGGCUUGCACUGGUUCUUCCAGUUCGCCGUUGUCCGUGUUACGCCGAACAUGUUCGCGCUGGACGUCUGGGGUGCGUACCUGUUCUGGGCGCUAAUCUGUUUCUGUGGUCUCCUCAUCUUGGGUGUCUGGAUGCCUGAGACGAAGGGUGUGUCUAUGGAGCAGAUGGACGAGCUGUUCGCUGGUCCGUGGUAUAUGCGCUGGAAUGCGCGUGUCAAGGAUGUGGAUCAUUCUAUUUCCUCGGAAGAGGAUGUUGAGUCUCGUGAUCAGGAUCAGACUCUGUUUAAGUCUACUUUGUAG
Penicillium odoratum is the source of this 1572-nucleotide messenger RNA. RefSeq lists its product as uncharacterized. Gene Ontology annotation, biological process: transmembrane transport; carbohydrate transport. Gene Ontology annotation, cellular component: membrane. The transcript has 3 exons. The coding region runs from base 1 to 1572 and encodes 523 amino acids. Gene Ontology annotation, molecular function: carbohydrate:proton symporter activity. Lineage: Eukaryota; Fungi; Ascomycota; Eurotiomycetes; Eurotiales; Aspergillaceae. The record is from RefSeq and is a predicted model, not a curated record.